This is a messenger RNA of Coccinella septempunctata (seven-spotted ladybird), 774 nucleotides long. RefSeq lists its product as uncharacterized. The transcript has a single exon. The record is from RefSeq and is a predicted model, not a curated record. Lineage: Eukaryota; Metazoa; Arthropoda; Insecta; Coleoptera; Coccinellidae. The coding region runs from base 1 to 774 and encodes 257 amino acids.
AUGGACGAGAUAAUUGAAAGUGUCAAUGAAAUUAAUGCCGGUUUUAAAAUGAACAAUCGUCGCCUGAGGGUACUCUGCUAUGCGGAUGACGCACUCCUGGUGGCUGAAAAUGAGGACGACUUACAGCGCCUCCUACAUAGAUUCAACUUGACGGCGCAAAAACUCAACAUGGAAAUCUCGUGCGAAAAAACUCAGUCUAUGGUAGUAUCCAAAGAACCGAUACGAUGCAAGUUGGUGGUAAAUGGGAGUAUUGUGAAUCAGGUCAUGAAUGUCAGCUAUCUAGGUGUGGAAACAUCGAGCAAUAGAUGUGUAGCGAAUGAAGUGGACAGUCAGGUGAAGAAGGCAGCAAGAAUAUCAGGUUGUUUGCAGGAUGUAAUAUGGAGAAAUAAGUAUAUGUCUACAGAAAGUAAAACGCGAAUUUAUAAGACCUGUAUAAGGCCAAUAUUGACUUACGCUGCUGAAACAAGAGCAGAAACAUCGGAAACAAAGAGGAAAAUGAGAACAACUGAAAUGAGGAUAUUGCGGACAAUAAGGGGAAUAACACUGAGAGACAGAAUACGCAAUACGGACACUCUGCGGGAGUUAGGAAUACGGGAUGUUUUUCGAUGGGUGAGAACAAGGCGCCGCUAUUGGAGGGAUCACGUGGAUCGAAUGGGUCCAGAUCGAAUUGCAAAGUGGGCCAAAACGCAAAAACCAGGAACAAGGCGACCAGUUGGUAGACCCCCAAAACGUUGGCAUGACAGCUGGACAUCAGUAACACAAGAAGGCAGAUGA